Messenger RNA from Phaedon cochleariae (mustard beetle), 2195 nucleotides. Lineage: Eukaryota; Metazoa; Arthropoda; Insecta; Coleoptera; Chrysomelidae. The record is from the annotation of a GenBank genome assembly.
UCUGUCAGAAAACUAAAAAACAAUAUGGUGGUUGCCGAAGGAAUAAUAAUAUCAAAAAAUUGAGAUCACUAAACAUGUUGUGAUGAACGGGAUGCUGCCGUCGUUCACACCCCCAGUGGUUAAACGACUUUUGGGCUGGAAGAAAGGUACAGACGCAGAUGACAAGUGGUGCGAGAAAGCAGUCAAAAGUUUGGUGAAAAAAUUAAAGAAAUCUGGAGCCUUGGAAGAGCUCGAGCGAGCUAUUUCCUCGCAGAAUCCCAACACCAAAUGUGUAACUAUUCCAAGAGUUCGCCCUAAUGCAGAAUUAGGCAACCUUCAACAACAACGUAAAGGUUUACCUCAUGUAAUUUAUGGUCGCCUCUGGAGAUGGCCAGAACUACAGUCCCACCAUGAGUUGAGAUCUCUGGAUCACUGUGAAUAUGGCUAUAUAUUGAAAAAGGAUGAAGUCUGCAUAAAUCCUUAUCAUUAUACCAGAAUUGAGAGUCCAGCUCUACCUGCUAUUCUAGUACCUCGUCACACAUUAGGUGAUGAGAACAAUAUUUAUGCACAUUCACUAGAUGAUCUGAGCACUUCUGUACCAGAAAAUACUUCAUUUCCUCAUAACCCAAAUAGCUUAGGUUUACAUCUUCAACAUCCCACAAGUUACAUGGAUGUGGGAAUAUGUCCUUCAACCAAUAUGGAAUCACCUCAUAGCAUAGCACCCCCAACAGAAACUCCACCCCCAGGGUACAUGUCAGAGGAUGGUGAUCCCCUUGAUCCCAAUGAUAAUAUGAGUAUGUCACGGAUAACACCCAGUCCACCUGUUGAUGCUCAGCCAGUGUUGUACUGUGAACCUGCCUUUUGGUGCAGUAUCAGUUACUAUGAGCUGAACACUAGAGUUGGGGAGACUUUCCAUGCUAGCCAACCCUCCAUUACUGUGGAUGGGUUCACUGAUCCCAGUAACUCAGAAAGGUUUUGUUUGGGUUUGUUAUCAAACGUAAAUCGUAACACAGUGGUGGAGCAGACUAGAAGACACAUAGGAAAGGGAGUUAGACUGUAUUAUAUAGGUGGAGAGGUUUUUGCAGAAUGUUUGAGUGACUCCAGCAUUUUUGUACAAUCACCAAACUGUAACCAGAGAUAUGGUUGGCAUCCUGCUACAGUUUGCAAAAUACCUCCAAGUUGUAAUUUGAAAAUAUUCAACAAUCAGGAAUUUGCUGCACUGCUCUCACAAUCUGUGAGUCAAGGAUUCGAAGCUGUUUAUCAGCUGACGAGAAUGUGUACAAUAAGGAUGUCAUUUGUAAAAGGAUGGGGUGCAGAAUACAGGAGACAGACAGUGACAUCGACACCAUGUUGGAUAGAGCUCCACCUCAAUGGGCCUCUGCAGUGGCUGGACCGCGUGCUAACCCAAAUGGGCUCUCCCAGACUACCCUGUAGUUCGAUGUCGUAAAUUGCUCCCGUUUCUCCCUUCAAGUCCCAUCCUGUGUAUUUUUAUACAUGACCGGAUACCUUUUGAAAUGAGACGUUCCUCCUCAUUAGGAACGCCUUGUAUACAUUGCUACGAUUUUGUGCUUGAUCAUUGGAAUAAUCAUCAAAAUACUUUGAUUUCUUUGGUCAUCAUGGUGUUCAAGACCAAAAUCAUAGAGUUCAUAGAUCGCCUGUACCUUUAUUGUCAGAUUUGAGAUUUUAUGAAUUGAUAAUUUUUUGCAUGUUGGUUGAAACAUUUUUCAGAGUUGUAAGGGUAAAGUGUACAACGUUUUUUACUAUAGUUGGAUAGUAACUUAACUUUUAUGUUGAAUUUAGAGCUUUAUCUUUAUGAUUAUAUACCUUGUUUUUGGUCAAUCACUUUUUUGUUAUGGCUAGUUUUGCUAAACGCUUCCAUGUUAGAACUUUGUGGUGAUAUUGUCCACUGGAAUUGUUAUCAAUUAUUUAAAUCAGCAAUAAUGAUAGACAUGUUGAUGUCCUUUACCAUUGUUUUGACCAUUUCAAGAAAAUUAUACAUGUGUGAUAUAUCAACUUGCACUAUUUUCUUUUUUGUAAAUUAUUUGUAGUUACUGAGUGCAUUUCUUCUACUUUUAAGCUUGUACCUUCAUCAGUUCAUGUUGACAGUUUGUAUUUACUUAUAUACAUCAUUUUAAUUAUUGUAUAGACAUAGUUUUUAUCAAGGCAACUACCAAAUUGGAUGUAUUUCACUUUGAAGAAUAUAUAGCCGUUAAUUU